Molecule: messenger RNA, 2222 nt
Organism: Acanthopagrus latus (yellowfin seabream)
Lineage: Eukaryota; Metazoa; Chordata; Actinopteri; Spariformes; Sparidae
Gene: cbln12
Product: cerebellin 12
Exons: 4
Coding region: 690-1289 (199 amino acids)
Cellular component (GO): glutamatergic synapse; synaptic cleft
Molecular function (GO): protein binding
Source: RefSeq, a predicted model, not a curated record
CCUCCUGUUUUUCUUUAUUUCGCUGUAAAGGUGAGUGGGCGGAUGCAACAUAGAGAGUGAGAAAGAAGCAGACGCUAAAGGGGGUGGCUGAGAGAGAGAGAGCGAGGGAGAGAGGGAGAAAAAGAGAGAGAGAGAGAGAGGGUGAGAGAGGGAGAUUAGAGCUUACUCUGACUUGGUUGUGAUCAGACUGACUCUCGUGCUGUCAAGUGAUGUGAUAGAGGAGCGGGAGGAUUUCUGAUCAUCCUACGUCGCUCCAGUUGUGAGGAAACAACAGUUUUCACCUGAUAUGGAAUACAAGAUUACUCAGACGGAAACAGCUCUUCUGCCUUCUUGUCAGGUUUUUUGCUGAAGAAAUCAACUUGAAAACACCAAGAGAUUUCUUUGUGACUGUCAUUCUGGCCCCUGCUGACACAGCACAAAAGACACCAGAGAGGUUUGGGAUUUGUGGGUACAAACAAGAAAAAAGGGAGCGAUUGACAGCUAUGGCCAAUGAACAAUUCUGACUAUUUUCCUCAAUAUCAUUCGGUUCUCUUGGAUCUCUUGCUGCCUGGUUGCAUAUUAAUGUACUUGCGUACCAGCCAAAAACCACAUAGACAAUUUGUUUCACCGUAGCAUGUUUGUUUUCCAGAGUGACACUUCUCCUCAGUAGAAUCAAUCAGUUAUUUCGACCAAGCAUCCCAUAUUCAGUCAUGAAUCCCAGGUCAGUCACCUUCCACCUCCCCAUACUGUUGGCUGUGCUUCUGCUCUGGGGACCCACGGGGUCGAGGGGCCAAAAUGACACAGAGCCCAUCAUCCUUGAGGGGAAAUGUCUGGUCGUAUGUGACUCCACUCCUUCAUCCGAGCCGGCAGGUAACGCCCUGGGCAUGUCGGUCCGGUCCGGCUCCGGCCGGGUGGCCUUCUCCGCCAGCCGCCAGACCAAUCACGAGCCAACGGACAUGAGCAACCGCACCAUGAUCAUCUACUUCGAUAAUAUUUUGGUGAACGUGGGUACUCACUUUGACCAAGAGAGCAGCGUCUUCCUGGCACCAAGAAGAGGCGUGUACAGCUUCAACUUCCAUGUUGUAAAAGCCUACAACAGACAAACCAUCCAGGUCAGCCUGAUGCUGAACGGCUGGCCGAUGAUAUCUGCUUUCGCCGGGGACCAGGAUGUGACCAGAGAAGCCGCCACGAACGCCGGCCUGGUGAUUAUGGAGAAGGGGGACAAGGCCUACCUCAGACUGGAGAGAGGCAACUUGAUGGGAGGCUGGAAAUACUCCACCUUCUCCGGGUUCCUGGUCUUCCCCUUGUGAGGAAGGUGGAGAGUGAGAGCGGGUUAUAGUGUUAAGAGGAAAGUGGAUGAAAAUGAAAAGGAAGGCUUCAAUCUCUUACUCUUUAUACGAUGCAUGAAAGGAUGUGUUUUAUGCAAAAAUCAGAUGAAGACUCUGUAAAUUAAAGGUCCCGUGUGUAGGAGUUUAGAGGGAUUUAGAGGAACAAAAUGGAAUAUAAUGAUUAGAAGCAUGUUUUCAGAAGUUUGUAAUCACCUGACACAGAAUCCUUAUGUUUUGUUUUACCUUAGAAUGAGUCCCAUAUAUAUUAAAGAGGGAGCGGAUCCUCUUCCACGGGGUCCGCCAUGUUUUACCACCAUGUUUCUACAGUAGCCCGCAACAGACAUACCAAACACCGACUCUUGGGGGGACCUGUCAUGUUUUUUGGCAUUUUUAUUUAUUUGUUUAUUUUUGCAUUCUUAGCAGCCGCUGUGGGGGAGGGGGAGACGAGGGGUGUCCACUUGGAUGCAAGAUGUCACUGAAUCCCACACACUGGACCUUUAAGAUCAUUCUCACUUGAGACCAAAAAGAAAGGCAGGAAAAAGAGGCUGAAACAAUCUGAAGCUGAAAUAAUAAUUAAUAAUCUGUGGAGUUAAUUUGCUCUGUGACUGUGUAUAAAUAUCUGUUGGGUUUGUAUAAGAGAUAUAUAAAUUGUGACAAAAUUAUAAAGUAGCCGUGUGCAAUGUGGGCUUCCGUGCUAAGAUCGCGUUUUUCGCUUUUUACUUUUCAUUCCAAAUGUUUUGAAACGCUGCUGUGCUCCACACGGCAACCUGUCGUACAAACAAACUUACCCUUUUCUCUGCUGUGUGUCGUAUGACUGAUGCUCCUCUAUAUGCUUGUUAGUCUCAUGCAACAGAUGAAUUAUUUACAUAGAAAUUUCUAUUGAGAAGACAAUAAUAAAAUAAAAAUCAUAUGAAG